AUGCCGCUCCAUGUAACCUGCCAUGUGGCAUCGGAUGGCACAAAGCUCGAGUCCACAGGGCCCAGGCAUCAUCCAGCUGUCGUCAGUUCAUUUCCUGGCGUAUUUGGAGGAGCCGAUCCCAGUCAGGUAAUUAUGUUAUGGUCGGUCGUGAAAGAAGGUCAAAUGAAGCAAACAUCUCAGGAUCCCGACUCUUUGGAGGACGUCGAGAGUUCGCUGAUGGAGUGCGAUCCUCAGGAGAAACUCGAGUUCUCUGAAGAGAAACAUUUUAAGGAACAAGAACAAUGCAAUAUCCCUUGGGCAGCAUUGGUAACUCGUCCGCCACAACAUACCCUUGUAGUUGAGCGAAUGCAUUCGGGCGCUCGUCGCUACAUUGUGCUAGACUUUGGACAUGCUGUUCGUCUCACAGAUGUGGUAUGUACCAUGCUGUAUAUAAAUAUUUUAAUUUAA
Molecule: messenger RNA, 447 nt
Organism: Diatraea saccharalis (sugarcane borer)
Lineage: Eukaryota; Metazoa; Arthropoda; Insecta; Lepidoptera; Crambidae
Source: the annotation of a GenBank genome assembly